CAGACUCUAUAAAAGGUGGAGGCAGCGGCGCUGGCUAUUGUUCACGGAUCGAGCGGCGGAGAGUGGUCAGUGUGGGUCUGGACAGAGACCGUGAGGAUUUACUGAAAUGGAAGAAAAGCCUGACUUUAGCGAGGUUGCCUCCUUUGAUAAAAGCAAGUUGAAAAAGACUGACACAGAAGUGAAGAAUACUCUCCCCACAAAAGAAACUAUUGAUCAAGAGAAGAAGGCAGAGAGCAACUAGUUCAUAGUCAUACCUGAUGAGUCAACUCCAUCCAUGGCUGGAAGAAUCUCUAGGGUGCUUUUUUCUUUUUUUAAAGAAACAAAAUCACUGAUCUAUACUGUGAACUGAACUACUGACCGAAGUGAAGUAUUGCAAAGUAAGGAUUUUGGGGCGGCUUAUCCCCUGCUUAGUCAUUUCUGCUGUGGUCCUCAUGCAUUCCUCAGUACUGUAAAAGAAAUGAAUAAUAAAAAUUCAAUUUGUGCAGAA
Messenger RNA from Hemiscyllium ocellatum (epaulette shark), 487 nucleotides. RefSeq names its product thymosin beta-10. Gene Ontology annotation, molecular function: actin monomer binding. The transcript has 3 exons. The record is from RefSeq and is a predicted model, not a curated record. NCBI's taxonomy places the organism in Eukaryota, Metazoa, Chordata, Chondrichthyes, Orectolobiformes, Hemiscylliidae. Gene Ontology annotation, cellular component: cytoplasm. Gene Ontology annotation, biological process: actin filament organization; regulation of cell migration. The coding region runs from base 107 to 241 and encodes 44 amino acids.